Silurus meridionalis is the source of this 1674-nucleotide messenger RNA. RefSeq names its product cyclin-dependent kinase inhibitor 1Cb (gene cdkn1cb). The record is from RefSeq and is a predicted model, not a curated record. NCBI's taxonomy places the organism in Eukaryota, Metazoa, Chordata, Actinopteri, Siluriformes, Siluridae. Bases 405 to 935 code for a protein of 176 amino acids. Gene Ontology annotation, molecular function: cyclin-dependent protein serine/threonine kinase inhibitor activity. The transcript is spliced from 3 exons. Gene Ontology annotation, cellular component: nucleus. Gene Ontology annotation, biological process: regulation of cell cycle.
AUUUUUUUUUUUUUAACUUGCCCCUGAUUUGUUUUGUCUUUACUGUGUUGGUAAGUGAAAAACAACACCCAAACAAUUCAACAGUCUCAAACAGACCACCCUUUACAUGCACGCGCACACGCGCACGCGCUCACACACGUACACACAAAUAACAAAUCACAAAGCGUCACAAGUGCUGUUUUGGCGCCAUUCCAAUAUUCCCAUCAGCCAAUCAGAACCGAGAGAAGGCGGUCUCCCCUAGAGAGGGUGGCUUCUAGCGAACCAAUCAGAUCGCGCGAAACGGCUACACGUUUCUACCGAGCCCUGUGGCUCUUUAAACCCGAUAUCAGCGACGCUGUUGCGGAGUAACGUCGCGCUUUAGCUCGGGGAUACACAUCCAUAAUCAUUAUCACUGCGGUUACGCCAUGGCGAGCGCUCCAGGAGCCGCGAUAGUCGUCGUCGUAGCCCCCGUUCCUCCUCCUUCUAAUCCUCCUCGUCGCCGCAGCAACGUGCGCCGGAGCCUCUUCGGCGCGGUCGACCACGACGAACUCCAGCGCGAAGUCGACUCGAAGCUCCGCGAGAUCUCCGAGCGCGACCGCCGCCGCUGGAACUUUGACUUCGCGUCAGGCACGCCGCUGGACGGCGACUACGAGUGGGAGGGAGCGGCGGCCGAGAGGACGCCGGUGUUCUACCAGGAGUCGCUGCAGGUGGGGAAAAAGAGGGUUGCACUUGCAGCAGCCGCUACACCUCCGGAACGGGAGAACUCCGCUGCCGGAGGGAGCGACGGAGACGGGAAGCCGAGUGCACGACUCGUUGCAGCAACGACUACGACCCGAAUUACAGAUUUUUUCGUCAAACGGAGGAGGAAACAUGGAGAAGAGCUGAAACGCCGCGGCGCUCCGAACCUCUUCGGCUCGAUGCCCUCCGAGCAAACUCCGCGGAAAAGACUUAGAUGAAGGGAUUUCCCCUACCAGAAGCUCUAGAACCCCCUCCCAUGGUGAGGAGAAUCAAGCGAAGUCCAGAGCGAGGAACGCAGCCCUUAAAGAAAACAUCACAACGAUGAACAUGAAGGGCGACACAUUUUCUUUGCUCGAACACUUUUUCCGAGCAGAUGAUGAGGAGAACUUUGAGAGUUCGAUGAGGAGUCAGGCGUGAUCUCGCUCCCAGCGAGAAGAAACGAAUGUAGCAUCUCAAACUGUACAUGAUUUGUGUUGCUGUUUACUUGAGACUCCCUUUUGGGUUUUUUUUGCGUUUCCUCAAUUUUCACGUUUUCCAGUCAUUUGCAUGGAGAGCAGUUCCGUGGCUCGUGAAGGUGUGCUUGAUGGUUCGCCUCGCAGCCAGUUGGCACCACCAAUUACGUUUGGAUGCUUCUGUUGAACAGCUGUGAUUUUCUUGACCAAUGUCGAUUAUGUUUUGAAUGCACGUUUUCCUGAAAUGCGCAUCGCAGUCAAGGAAACGGGACAAUCGUGUAAAUACGCAGAUGCACACGAAAGCUUUAACCGACAGGACAACAUGCCUUUGUGCUAACUCUAUUUUGUUGUAAAUAUAUACAAAAAUAUUGUAAACUUUUUUUUAUUUAUGCCUUGCUUUUCAGUGUUUCAUUCCCCCUGAAAUCAGGGCUCCUUGUCAUGUUCCUGAGCCAUUUUGUCACUUCACUGUCCUGAAAUGCUUGUAAUAUAAUGUGAAUCAAUCAAA